Molecule: messenger RNA, 4336 nt
Organism: Saccostrea echinata
Lineage: Eukaryota; Metazoa; Mollusca; Bivalvia; Ostreida; Ostreidae
Exons: 8
Coding region: 45-4253 (1402 amino acids)
Biological process (GO): negative regulation of translation; protein polyubiquitination; proteasome-mediated ubiquitin-dependent protein catabolic process
Molecular function (GO): translation repressor activity; zinc ion binding; ubiquitin protein ligase activity
Source: RefSeq, a predicted model, not a curated record
GUUAUAAAACCACAGGAUAAAGAUGAAAUAAAUGUCUGCUGUCAAUGAUGUAUAGAUUAGUGUUACAGAAAUCUGUCACAGUGACAGGUGUUAGUCGUGUAUGUCACAUUACCCGUGUAUCAUCAGACCGGGUCUGGAUCAGUGAUGGUGACAAUCUCAUCUUGACAAACACAGCAGGUGAUAAACUACAUCAUCUGACAGAUAUAGAUAGUUAUAGUGGAGUACACACUGUGAACUGUGACGGUGAUUUAAUUUAUAUAGACAGACAAGGUAACAUCAACAAACUGUCUACAGAGAACACAGUAAAGACUCCAUUAAUAAAGUACAACACAGCAACAUGGGAACCACUGUGUGUCUACAGCUCCCCCUCCACUGGAGACCUGCUGGUCGGGAUGUGUUAUAGAUAUACAGCCAAGUUAGUGCGGUAUAACUCCACAGGAGAACACAUCCAGACCAUACAGUACGACAACAACACAGGUCAGGAACUGUAUGAUUAUCCUAUCUACAUCACAGAGAACCGCAAUGGAGAUGUUAUUGUGUCUGACUGGUACUGUGGUGUAGUGGUGACAGAUCGUGGUGGAAGUCAUCACUUCUCCUACACAGGACCUCCAUCAGGAUCAGGACUAGAUCCACAUGGAAUCUGUACUGACGCGCUGUCACACAUCCUGGUGUGUGAUCUUAACACCAACUCAGUACAGAUGUUAGACAGGGACGGUCACUUCCUGUCACAGAUACAGACAUCAUCACACGGGAUAGACGAACCACGGAGCCUGAGUUAUGAUGAUACCACACACCUACUGUGGGUAGGGUCAGUCACCAACAACACAGUCAACAUAUACAGAGUGGUAGAUACAGACUCUCUGACUGGUCUCCCUCUGGAGGAUUUCAAAUGCAAGAAACAUCCAAGUUGUCCAUUAGCCCAGUUCUGCAUACAGUGUGAGGUUACCUUGUGUCAGAUAUGCAUCAAGACCUCUGAUGAUCAUAAAAAACAUGAUGUUCAAGAUGUUGAGAAAUUGUUGCAUGAAAUUCACAAGAGAAAAGAUGGAGAUGCAGUUUUGAUGUGCCUUCUUCUCUGCCCUUCAUACAAAAUAAAUCUGGAAGAAGAACACUGGAUGAAGAAGUAUAAUGCUGUUGCUGAAGUUUUCAAAUUCAAGAAGAUUAAGAAGCUGUCCAAUCUUAGCAACUUAAAGAAGUACAAACCAAUACUGAAACAGGAUAGUGUGAAUGUUGAAUUUUCCUGUGAAUUCUUUAGAGAUACCAGCUUUCUUAGAUUUGCAAAGGAUCAGAAAUUUGUGAAUAUGUAUCUGGAUUGGGCAGAAAAAGAAAACAUUGCCAAGUACUGCAGAUCAUCAAAUUAUCUGAGAAGAGAGAUUGAGGAGGAAGUUUGCUGUUGGUUAUUGCCAAAUCAAACGGAACAAUUGAUAGAAAAACUUGGAGAAGACAUGUUCACACAUCCAACGAUGAUGGACCAAUCAAUGCAUGAAUUAGUGUAUAGAAAGCUUGGCAUACCAGUACAGGUUAUAAUGAGAGGAGACGAGUCUGUGAGGAAUUUCUUGGAUAACCUGAAGAAAGGGGAGACGACUAUGUACCACGCCUCUGGGAUGAUCAUUGGGUGUGCUGGUAGUGGGAAAUCAACCCUACUAGAAAGACUGAAGGGCACCAACCUGAAAGAAAUUCUGGAAAAUUCAAUGUCAACCAGAGGAAUUGAUGUCCAGGCUGACAUAUUUGAUGUUACAGACAACACAAUCAAAUUAAACUCAUCAAACCAAAAACAACGCUUUAAAGUUAAAAUUGAUGAAUCAAGCCAACAAAAGAGUUUUCCAGAACAACCUGCAGAAUUAUCUGGUGACAUGAAAAAGUUGGAUAUUGAAGAGACAAGGGAUCAGAAGGAUACAACCAGUAAAGCAAGCAAUGAAGAAUCGGUGAGUGAUGAAGAAAUGUCACAUGAGAACUUGGAUACAGAAUCUGACUCACUUAAAGGAAAUGAAGCUGCCACGUCUGUGGAAAAAGAAAAGGAUAUAGUUGACAGAGAAAACAUUCCUGAUAAUUCAGAAAUAUCAGGCAUUUUACGAGUUUCCAAAGAUGUUUCGGAUAAUCCUGAGAAAAAAAUUACCAUGGUAGACUUUGCAGGACAAUGUGCAUAUUAUGCCUCACACCAGAUUUUUCUGAGUCCACGAGCAUUCUUCAUUCUGGUGCUCAAUAUGGAGAAGAAGUUUGAUGAUAAGGUUGGAGAAGAAGUCUGUAGUCAGGAAGGCUCCAUUUACAAGGGAUGGACACACAGAGACUAUCUAACAUUCUGGGCAAAGUCCAUUCAUCAAUACAGCAGUGAAAAGGCUCCCGUUUUACUGGUCGCCACUCAUGCUGAAGAAAAGACAGAACAGGAGAAAAGAAGGUUUUUUCAUGAGAUAUGGAAGACUUUGGAAACAAAUGACAGGUCCCUGCAAGGACAUCUUGACACAAAAAGGAUGUUUACAGUAGGAUUCCAUGAAAGUGAAAGCAUUGAAAAAAUCAAGCUGUCAGUUGUUGAUGUAGUUCAAAAACUUGAUCACUGGGGUGAAAAGCUUCCACACUCAUGGGCAAUGUUUGAAAACUUCUUUCAGGAAAAGAAAUCCCUUAAAAUAAUCAACAAAGGGAUACUCAUGGCUUUCAAUGAAGCUUUGCCACAGGAUAUAAAAUUGGAGAGAGAUGAAGAUGUUAAUACCAUGCUGCAGUUUUUCCAUGAUGUUAAGGAAAUUUUGAAUUUUAACCAACAAUUCCUCAGAGAAAUAAUUAUUCUUGAUGUUCAGUGGUUUGCAGAUGCAUUCAAACAUGUUAUAACUGAUAAAAACCAUGCAGAAGAGGAUUUCUUGCAUCAUUCAUCAUUAUUUUAUCAUGCAUCGGAAUGGGACAAAUUCAAUUAUACUGGAGAACUGAGUGAAGCUUUACUGUUGGCAAUAUGGAAUAUGUACGAUAAUGGAUGCAUUGAACACAAAGAUGAUAUCAUGCUGUACAUGGAGAAGCUAGGACUCCUGGCUAAAAUGGAAGACAAAAAGUGGUAUGUUCCAUGUAUGAACAAAAUACCAUUUCCUGGCGAUAGCUUUACAAAAUACCCUGCUUCAUCUAUCCUGUGCUACGCAUUUGAUAUGCUUCCUGCAGGCAUUUUCCACCGCCUCGUAGUAAGUUGCAUGCAAUUUCCUUGGACUCUUGUCAAAGAAAAAAGAGCAGGAAAAGAAGAACCAUGCAUUUACCAGACAGCAGCUGUGUUUCUUUUGGAGAAUCAUUAUAUUCUGCUUGGAAUGACACCAACAGAAAUUCAAUUACAGGUCUUUGUUGUUGAUGGAGAAGUUGAAAUACAAACAUGUUUCAAGAUAAGGGAAGAAAUUGAAAGUGAAUUGCACAUUCUUUCCAGUACGUUUCAAAGAAACUUGAAAUUUCAAAUUGCCUUCAAAUGCAGACCUAUUGGAUUUUGUGACAGUGAAAGAAGUCACGUGAUAAAAGAAUCGGAAUUUACAGAACCGACUCUUCCGUGCCCUUCCUGUCUUGCAGGGAAAAAGCAUAUUAUUAACACGACAGAUAUCCUCAAAUACUGGACACAGAUGAAGUCAAGCGCUCCCAUAUCUCCAAUUGCCUCUGGACAAGACCUGGGGGACCGAACUAGAUUUGCAAAACUUGGAAUGGCAACAAACGAUGUGUUAAAUCAGGCAUACAGAGAUAUUUUAGAGAAAGAGGUGCAGCCUUCUGAUAUUGAGAACAAAGUUAAAGCAUCACCAGUUUAUAAAAGAUUGCGCCCAGAACAAGAACAUCUUUUGCAGGAUGCUAAACAUUCCGGUUAUAAAAAAUUGGAUAUUUCAUUAACAUACACAUUGAUAAGAAACAUUUGUAAAAAGAUUCCGAAACCAACGAAAGGAAAAUGGGGAGAAGAUCCUGCUGCAGGAGAGGUAACCGUUGGUGAUGAUAUCGAGAGAAUUAGGUCAAUCCGAAACAGUUUGACUGCACAUGUGAGCUCAGCCUCCACCCCUCAGACAGAAUUUGAUGAUACCUGGUCGACGAUGUCAGAUAUCUGCCAAAGAUUGGAAACCUUCACGGGAAAGAAGUACUUGGAUAACCUUAAUGAUAUUCAAAAACUGGCCUUAAGAAAGGAAGAUGAGGAUGUUAUUAUAGAAAAGGUUAAAAUGGAAAGUCAACAUGAAAUGGUGAAGGCAAUCAUGUCAGAUGUGCAAGAAAUUAAAGCAGCAGUAUUGAGGCCUGAAAGCAAGCAUGCCUCAAAUGUUUAAAUAAAGAAUGGUCAAUCAAGGAUUUCUGGGGGGGGGGGGGGGGGGGAUUUAAUAAUAUCAGAAACUCACAAUACCUAUUCAUU